UUUUUAAAUUCGCAGAUGGAUAAUCCUAAUAAUAGUUUACUUGCUGAAGAUAAUUGUGAAAGUGCUUAUAGUGAAUCUGUUACUGAUGAUUACAAUACAGCAGAUUUGUCAAAUCUAAGUGGGUUGUCAAAAAUUUUAAAAGCAGAUGAUUCUAUUGCUGACAAAGUUCGAUGUUUACUAGAAGAAGACAAUGACGCAGAAUCUAUGGAAAAGCCAGAGUUAUUGAGCAUUGCAAAUGAAAAUGCACCUACUGAUAGUGAAAUAAAAGAGAAAAUGCUUACUCUUUUUAAAGAUGUGGAAAAUUCAACUGAGACUGCGGAUCAAGAGCAUAUUCCACCUGGUGAUAUGAAUACAGAAUUAGAGGUCGAGACACAAGAUGAAAAAGAGGAGUCGAUUGAAGAAGAGCAAAUGGAUAAAUCUGAUGAUACUGUGAAACUAAGUAGUGCCGAUAUCUCUAUUCUUAGAGGAAAUAGAGAUGAUCUUGGUAAUCCUGAGGGUAAUGGAGCUGAAGAUAAACCAAUACAGCUCAGACAGGAUUCUUCUGAUGACAUCAUGAAUAUUUCUGAUAGUACUGAGUACAGCGAUCUACCAAAAGUCGUGGAUAAUCCCAUGAAAAAUAGCAGAUCUAAUAUCGCCUCAAAUUCUUAUCCUGUGUUGUCGGAAUAUAUGAAAAAGGUCACUAAAACUUCAUCAGAUGAAUCUAGUUCUGAGAAUUCAAAUGCUAAAAUAACAGGCAAUGCUAAAUUUUAUUCUGAUUCUGAUCCAAACACUCCUCAGUUUUCAGAUGAUCCAGAAAAACUUCAACAUUUAGAGAAAUAUGUUCAAAGAAGACAGCAUGAACAUGAACCUGAAAAAUUAUCGGAACUUGGAUCACACCAACCAAGUAAUACAAGACUUGAAACUCUUCGUUCUGGUGGAGGUCCAAUUCACUCAACACCGUUUUCGUAUCCUCGUCAGUUACCAUUGUCUAAAUUGUCAGAAUCUGAAAUUCCUAAUGGUACUCUGAAUUCAACCAAAGCACCGUCGCUAAGUAAAGUUGAUAGCUUGCCGACUCCAGUAGAAAAAAGAUGCUCUCAUGAAAGUAAUAUCACUUUACGGAGUAGAAAUUCUGAUGUAAACAAUGCAACACCCACUGAGGAACUUAUCCAUGAAUCCUUAGCAGGUUCUGCUACAAACUAUUCACAACUGGAUCUUCCAGCAAAUUUGGGCGAUGAAGAAAUAUUGGAAAAAGUGAAGAGAGCAGUUGCUGUGAAUCAAGAUGAAAAAUUUACCAAUUCAAAGUCUAGUGGCCUCAGAGGGCCACACACUGUUUCUGAACACAGCAUUGCGAGCACCGUCGACAGUCUUGCAGCACAGGUUAAAAAUUUAUUGCGAGAAGAAUCAGCUCAACAGCACAUGAUAACAGGGGAUUUAUCAGAUAUCAACGUGAACGAAAUUUCUCAACAUUCUAAUUUCAGUGAUGAAAUAUCUAAUUUUGAAAAAACUAAUUUAUGGAAAUACACAAGGCAGUUUCUUCCUGGUGCCCUGACACCAUCUCGUGAAAUACAGCCUCUCACUAAAUUUGGACAGUCAUCCCCCAUGCAGGCUCGUGAAAUAGAUACGGAUUCAUCAGAUGUAAGUUCUCCAGAGACAUACCGAAUCUCAUUGACACAAACUCCUCAGUCUCUCAGAAAUUCGAAAUCAAAAACACCACCAGCGAUGAAAACUCUGUUUCGUCAACCAGGACAGUCAAAACCAAUGGAAGAAAAUAAAACUUCUCAUGAAAUGCCUGUUAUGAGAUUUUCUGAUGGCAAGCCUUCAAAUGAAGGAAAAGCAAGUAUAUCAGCUUCCUCCCGUCAUUCUUACCCAGUAGGGGGCUCAUCUACUCCUCAUAAAUCUUCGUCUAGAAUUGUCGGCCGUUAUGGUAAAUAUCCAAAAGAAAAUUAUGAUAUCUUCACACCACAAAACGAAAGUUACAAACAGCUUGAGCCAGAAGUUACACAAACUCAAACCCCUUAUUCAUUCAUUACACCAAGAAAAGUUGCAUGGGAGGAACCAGAAAAAGUUGAUAUUGUACCCGUAGUAAAAUACAGAAGUCCUUUACCUAGGCCUUCAAAACCGUGUACCACACAGAUUCCUCGCCGAAACCAGGAUAUGCAAGAAACAUCGUCAUACUUUCGACCAGAGCGGCUGAGAGGGGAACGACCAUUUCAUACAGAAAAAAGUCCCAGCAUAUCUUUGAGACAAGAUGGAGUGAAAUUGAAGAAACUAACACCUCAAAAAGAUGUUUCAAUCAAAAUGUAUGAACCACGGAUGCCAGACAAAUCUAGUGAAAAAUCAGUGAGAGAUACUAACAUAUAUACAUCUGAAGAUCAUAUUACCGUGAAAUCCUUGACUCCGCCUCACAGUUAUGAGAGAAGAAGACUUCCCGAAGCUCAAACAGAAAAUUUAAAAUUGUCAUCUUCCUUGAACCUCAAACAGUCACAGAAAUCAUCUCAACCGAAAUCGGUUCAUUUUAAGGAAAGUUCAUAUUCCUCACUCACGAGAAGCACUCCAGAAAAAAGUUUAGAAAGACCUAUGAGAAACCCUGAGUAUUCUUUUACCACUCCUCGAGUAUCAGGUUAUCAAUCUCCGAGAAACAUAACGCCAAAAAUUGUCAAAGAAAAACCUCGUAUUGGGAAAGUUCUUCCAACGUAUGAUCAACUUGUGGCUGAGCAGAAACAUCAAGAAAAACCGAAACAAGAAUCCGAUGUACCAGAGAAUGUACAAAAUAAGGGAGAAAAAAAAUCAGCUGGAAUUCAGAAACCUACGAAGGAUACAGAAAUUGAAGUGAACACAGACUUUUCACCUCUCGAACCAGAGUCUUGCUCUGAUGAUUCUGAUGAAGAAAACACUCUACUUGAGAAUUUAUCGACCCCAAAGCAUAAGAGGAAGGAAGAAAACCUCGACCUGAGUUUGAGUGACACUGAACUCCACCGUAGAACUACUUUGUCACAGUCUUCUGAUGAUAGUGAGGAUGAGAAAUCUGGGCAUUUCAGAAAUUCAGCUAAUGGGUAUCUGAGAUCCGACUUGAGUGACAGCAAUGAGAAAUAUGUUGAGAGAGAUCAGCAGUCUGUUUCAACUCCAUCUCCCACCCCCAUAGAACCUGCGCCUCUACCAUAUGUUCGUCUCGGAAAAGAGAAACCAACGAUGCCUCCAAUAUUUUCAGCUCCACAAAGGCACUCAAUAUCAACAGAAAAGGUGCAAAAUCUUCUCAUGAAAGAAAAGAAUGUUGGUAAACAGUCCACAAGAACAAGAAACACAGGUGUGAGUGCCAGUAUGCCUGUCACUAACAAAGAACCUUCUAGUUCAAGUUCUGAUGAAGAGCUCAUGAAUCUUCUUGAAACAUUUUCAACCAAAGUUCCAUUGAUGGAGAAGUUGUUACGAAAAUUAUACGAGAAAAAUCUUCAUAAAAAAUCUGAGAAAAUGUUCAUUGAACAUAGUCAACUUGAUGAUGGUGGUCAAGAGCUUGUCAACAAAUCUGCACAAACAUUACAAGAUGACAUCAGAGUACUUCGAACUAACUCAACAAAUAUCCCUCAACAAACGCAACGAAAUCGAAGAAAGAUUUAUGCUGAAUCUGCAAGUCAAACUUCAUUCACAAAACUAAGUAAUACUGAAGUGACGGAAGAAGGCAUUUAUUCAUCAUUUGAUAAGAGCAACCAAGUCACCCCGAAACAAGUUGUUGCUGAACGAAAAAACAAAGAAAAAAUAUAUUCAGGAGAGGGUAAAGAGAACAUACCUCAGAAGCAACAACCAUGCGCAUUUUUUGUUGAUCUAACGCCAGAGAAGCUUCCUAGAGAGCAGCCUGAUGAAAAAUUGAAUCAAUCUCCAGUCGCUUGGUAUGAACCUUAUGAGUAUAUGCCACCAUGGAGACAAAGAAGCAUGAGCAACAGGCCAAAGAUGGGUUUUGUUGAUGUCAACAUACAAGAUGCAUUUUUGGACAAGAAAAGAGAUUUUGUUUUGCGUUCAUGGGAAAGACAGGAAGAUAUUGCUUUACGCGCAGAAGAGAGGAAAUUAAAAGAAUUGGAAGAAAAGAUUCAUGAGCAGAUAUUAGCUCUCCAUAAUGAGCGAGCUGAUGUUUCACCGAGACCAUCUGCACAAGAAAUCGCUAAUGCUGCACCCAAAAAUAAAGCAGACAGAGUUUUUGGAUGGAAGGAGAUGAAGAUGUCAAGCAAAAUGAAAUAUGAAUCACUCCCUGAGGUCGUCGCAAGGAAGCGUGAUGCAGAAAGAAAGAAGUACUAUGAAGCAAAUCGGAAAAAAGCUCUUCAAUAUAAACGCAAAGUCACACAAAUGGUUUUACAAAAACAGAAGUCCAAACCGUCUGCUGGAGUUAGAUGAUUUUAAAAAUGUAGUUUUGAUUUAAUGAUUUGUCAUAAAGAUAUAUUUUUUAUAUCCCUAUUUAUAGUGUUUAUUGUUUCCAAGUUGUAGCUUGUAAUAUUCGCGUUACCCAUCAUUAACGUUGUUGUUAUAUCAAUAAAUUAUGCAGAGAGUGA
Messenger RNA from Styela clava, 4514 nucleotides. RefSeq lists its product as uncharacterized. The record is from RefSeq and is a predicted model, not a curated record. NCBI's taxonomy places the organism in Eukaryota, Metazoa, Chordata, Ascidiacea, Stolidobranchia, Styelidae.